This is a messenger RNA of Acanthoscelides obtectus, 247 nucleotides long. Lineage: Eukaryota; Metazoa; Arthropoda; Insecta; Coleoptera; Chrysomelidae. The record is from the annotation of a GenBank genome assembly.
AUGAUUUCAGAAUCGCACGAAAUUAAUCUCACGCAAGCUGGUAGGACGGGGUGUACGCCUAGCAAUGCCUGCAGGCAAGGAGUCCUCAAAUCCUGCCCACAGAACAACAUUUCGACCACCAUGGGUAAAAGAAGGGGUCCCGCCAGCACUGCCUACACCAGCCGCACCAUGGACGCUAAAAAACAGAAGAGACAGUAGCACAACUGCCAAUGAAAAUGUAGAGAAAACAGAAAAUAAUCCUAUAGGU